AUGAACAAAAAUCUUCAUUCUUCUACGGCCUUGACCGAGUUCUCAAGGGAAUUUGAAGAAGAACCCGAGACUAUGUUUUCAAAGUUAGUGACUAAGUUCACAGCUGGUAUUUACAAUAGUGGUAGCAGCACGUCAAACCUCGGCAAAACGGAGGAAAAAUCAAAUAAAAGUGAGAUAAGUGAUAUUACAUUAGAAGUGGAACAUGAAAUAUGUAAUGCUGAAGCAUCGGAUACUGCUGCAAACCAGUUGAGUAACAAUUUAUCUACAUCAUCGGAGGAAUCUCAGCAGGAAAUUAAUACAUCACAAGGCCGCACUUCUAUCAACGUCCUGAAUCGGUUGAUGACUUUGGUGUCGCAGAAACCAACUAACUAUAAAAACUACAAACACACAGACCUACAAAAGUUAUGGAUGCCAGAUUCGACGUCAAUUGAAUGUUAUGAUUGCUCCGCUAAGUUUUCUACAUUCCGUAGAAAGCAUCAUUGUCGCUUGUGCGGUCAAAUAUUUUGCACGAAAUGUUGUAACCAAGUUGUUCCUGGAAAAAUCAUAAACUGUUCAGGAGACCUGAAGGUUUGCACAUACUGUUCAAAAGUAGUACUCACUUACCUAAAAUCGUCUAAUAUUGCGGCCGACUUAAAGUCCGAUCUUCGUGCAUUGCAAGAGGAUCUUUCCAAUAAGUUAUCGACAGGAACAGUGUCUACACAUAAUGAUGGUGAUCCUGGUCUUGCUAAUGUUCAACGUCGUAAGAUCUCCGUCGGUUACCAAGAAGAACGAUUUGCGUCGACGCAGACUCCAACUAUGUCGAGCGCAGAUAGGAAAACAAUACUUCAGCAGUCGAACUCGUUACGUGCGUUGUACGAAGAAAUGAUCAAAAUUCUUCCAAACCAAAACCGGGGGUUGGAUUUGAUAGGAUAUCUGAUCAGCAACCAAAAGUCCUCUAACAAUCGGCAAGCUGUAGCAAUUUUGAAUGCAAUGACAGAAGCAGGCUUUCUCAUCCCACUUACAUCAAGUGUUGCUGUAGUAAGUCAACCCGAUUCUGAAACUGACGAGAUAAGCAUAUUGACUGAAUUUGAUGAAGGCCUAAUGUACAAAUUUUUGUGGAUGGACGAUGAUGUUUCGCAGUCGGGUUCAUAUGAGCUGGAUGUCGAUUUCAAGUCCAGUUCAGUGCAUUUGAUGCGACCAAGCGGAGAGGACGACGGAAAUCAUGAUAUAAUUCCUCCUUCAGCACCUGAUAAUAUUGUACUUUAUUCCAACUGCCGAGAAGUAGAAAUUGAGAACUCUCUCAACUCUUCAUCUGGGGCCAAAGCAUUAUUGGAAUCGUUCUGUGAACAUGAAGAAAUUCUACUAAGUCAGUUGCUUCGAAGCGAAAAUCUAGACCCUUCAUGGGCCAAAACGUUAAUUCCGAUAGCGGCUCGCGUGGCCAAUACUAUACGACCUCAACUAUGCGGUUUGGUUGAUGCAAUGGAUAUCCGCAAUUACGUGUUUUUCAAAAAAGUACCUGGGGGGAAACGAAAAGAAUGUCAGAUUUUAGGUGGUGUAGCUUUCACUAAAAAUGUUGUCCACCGGCAGAUGAUGUCCCGUAUUGAAAAACCAAAGAUAUUACUACUACAAUGCGCCAUUGUGUACCAACGUAUUGAAGGAAAGUUUGUGAGUUUUGAUACGUUAAUGUUACAAGAACGUGAUUAUCUCAAAAACAAGGUCACUAAAAUACUUAGUCUUGGUCCAAACAUCGUCCUGGUACACAAAAACGUAGCUGGCAUAGCGCAGGAUAUGUUGCGGAACAAUGGCAUCACAUUGGUAUUGGAUGUAAAACUAUGCGUGAUGGAUAGAAUUGCACGUUGUUUGGACUGCGAUAUACUGACGUCCAUCGAUUCCAACGUUGGUCAGCCCCGGCUGGGAACAUGUGAUACAUUCCACAUUAAAACAUUCUACGAUGAACAAGGGUCAUCAAAAACUCUCAUGUGUUUGGAACGGUCUUAUAGCCCUCGCGGAUGUUGUGUUUUAUUAAGAGGUGGUAGUAUAAACGAAUUGGCAAAGAUUAAGAAAGUGAUAUCAUUGUUGUUAUUUGCUCGUUAUAACUGGCGCUUGGAACUGUCGUAUCUAUGUGACGAAUAUGCACGACCUCCAUCUCCCAAAUCGAGUAUUUUUGAGUCAAAAGAUACCAGCCCGUCUGAAGAAUUCAAAAUCGACAAUGAGCACCAACAGAAAGAUUCGAACAUGUCCAAAAAAUCCGAAGAGGCAAUCAAAAAAAUUAACGUUAACAUUGAAAACGUUGGGGAUUUUUCGGAUCCACUACGUGCCAUUGAUAUUUCGCCAAGCGCUUUUGAAUCAGAAAAUUCUUUUGUGCUAUCAGUUGAGACGCCAUUUGAUAAUCGUUUUAGAACGGCUCUUAGUAGUACUAUACUUUCGGUUAGUCCAUUCUUGUAUUUUCCUCUACCUUACCUGGAAACCGAAAACGGACGGAAAUGUGCGUUACGAUGUUUCUUUCCAAACGAGCUGUAUUAUUCCACACAGUGGAGCGAUCGGACACACGAUAAACAGAAUUAUUGUGAUACUACCGUUAAUAGUUCAAUCGAUACUAUUGAGCUUUCUCCGCCACACGAGUUCACCAAGUAUAAAAUUAUUUCCCCAAUAGAAAGCAAAGAGGUACAAUCGGUACUGGCCAAUUUUAGAGCUUCUGGAGGACGGUAUCCUAAACAAUCGAAAAUGAAAAAAAUAACGGUUCGUAAACGCUGCAUUACAACUGCUUCCCAAAAACCUAUAGAAACCUACACGAACAAAGAUGCGUUAGAUUUGGAAAAUCAUCAACGUCUACCUGUGCUAUUCUGCAGUUUUUAUUAUAACCCUAACGCCCCAUCUUCGUUUUGUGCACAACCCUCGUUCAUGAACAUGCAAUUUUACGGCCAAAACGACAUUAUGCUUGGAGAAUUUUUGGAAAGGUACUGUUUCCGUAGUUCGUACAUCUGUAAGUCAUGCAACUUGCCAAUGAUGGAUCAUAUACGUCGGUACGUUCAUUCGCAAGGCUGUGUUCAUGUUAAGCUCAGUGAAGAUGUGAGCAAGGUUGACACUGGUACCAUACUAGUCAUUUCAAAAUGCACCAUCUGUAAUGAAGGAACGAAACCGGCUCCAAUGGCCAACGACACUUGGUGUUAUUCGUUUGCGAAGUACUUAGAGUUGCGGUUUCACGGACAUGCCUAUAAACGAAGAGAGAUUGAGGGUCAAAGUAAAUGUGAUCAUUCUUUGCAUCGAGAUCAUGUACAACAGUUUUCUUAUAUGGGGAUCGUGGCCAGCUUCAUGUACACCUCUAUUGACGUAUGGGAAAUUGGUCUUCCGGCCAUGAUUGUGCGAAUGAAAAAUUUGAAGACUUGUGAUACGCAGCAAAUAGUUGAAGAGGUUAAAAAUUUCGCUGUGAAAGGAUAUGAAGUAUAUGCUCGAAUAUUCGACAAAUUGGCCGAACUCUCGACUGACACGGAUACCUUUUCAAGGCUGAAGAAAAAAGCUAACCAAGACCAAGUCAAUUUUAAGCAACGAGUCGAAGCCGUGCAAACCCUUCUUACAGAGGAGAUUGUCUCAUCAGAAGCAGUCGAAGAUUCCAUGUUAUUGUUGAAGAAAGCAAUGGCCGAAACAGUAGAAGAAUGGGAAGCUAAGCUACAUGAAAUCACCAUGCAAAGUAAAUCUAAUUCCUCGAAAUUUGGAACAAUGACGAUCGAUAACGGCACAAUAGCAACAGAAUACCAUGAUUUGACUAAGCAUAUGGAUGCAACUCAACCGAUUGUAAUUUCCGCUAUUACUAAUGAAACAAAUGUCGAAGCAUCCGCUCAAGAUUUCGUAGCAGAAGUUAUAAGAACAGAUGAAAAGGCCAUGAAAGAAGGAGACCGGAAAAGCGUGAAAGGUUAUUUGAGUCACUUUUUGUCUUCUUCCGAAAACACACACUUUUUGAGUUCGCCGUUGCCAAGUAACGAACAUCAUUGUUUAAAAUCAGGGCUAUUCCCUGUUGUGGUUAUUGACCAAGAUCUAGCGUCUUGCAUUGCGUAUAGCUUAGUAUCGUUAGAUUACAAGAAAGCACUUGACAACAUCUAUUCAGGAAAUAUGACGGAACAAAGUCCGCAUUUGAAGCGUAAAUCGUUAGAUACUGGCUUUACUGUAGAAACAGAUGACUCUGGACAAGCUAAAUCAGAAAAUGUGGAUGUCAAGAAAACUAAAAACAAUUCGCAUGUUGAAGUUCAGUUUCAGGACUCCUCUUGUAACAUUACCUGUAAAUUAUAUUACGCGAAAGAGUUCGACAACUUGCGACGUAAUUUACUCGAGGCAGCAAACAACGCCAGCGACAACGUCAACCAAAACGUUACAUCUAAGCCUACGAGCGAUUCGAAAACAAUGGAGGAUGAAAUCAAUCUGACCCGAAGAAUGUUCGCUCGUUCGCUCUGCCGAAGUGUAGUGUGGGAAGCUCGUGGAGGUAAAAGUGGUUCGAAGUUUAGCAAAACUCUCGAUGACCGGUUUGUGUUGAAGGAAAUGUCCAAAACCGAUGUUUCGAUAUUUGAAAACUUUGCGCCAAACUACUUCGAAUAUCUGACGCAAUGCUCUGAUAAGCAACAGCCAACGCUGCUGGCAAAAAUUUUCGGAGUUUUUAAAGUGACAAUCAGGAAGGACAAUACGACGAAUGAAAAAACUGUCUUGGUGAUGGAAAAUCUUUUUUUCGAUAGAGAAAUAACGGAGAAGUUUGAUUUGAAAGGUUCCCUCAGAAACCGAUUGGUAGACCCGAAUAGACAAUCCGGUGAAAUAGUGCUUAUGGAUGAAAAUUUAAUGCAAAUGUCCUGGACAAAUCCACUAUACAUUCUGACCCACAGCAGGACCGUUUUGAAGGACGCGAUAGACAGAGAUUCAUCAUUUUUGGAGAAAAAUGAAGUGAUGGAUUAUUCCCUGUUGGUUGGAUUGGACAAUAAAGAGCGAUUACUAGUAGUUGGUAUCAUUGAUUACAUUCGUACUUUUACAUUAGACAAAAAAGUUGAAUCUAUUUUAAAGCAAUCAGUUAUGAUGGGAGGAGGUCAUGGAAAGUUACCGACAGUAAUAAAACCGAAGAACUAUAAAACACGUUUCACAGAAGCAAUGGAUCGGUACUUCCUAGCUGUUCCAGAUAGGUGGGAUGGUUUGGCGAAACAUAAUUCUUGUCAUUACCCAUCAUGAUACUUAUUGUUUGUAAUGUAAUAUAAUGUAUUUAUAUAUAUACAAAACAUACAACAUAAACAUUAGAAUUAUUUGCGUUUUGGAUAAAAAUAAUAAUACUUCGGUUUAUACUCCCAACUUUAUUUUAAAAUUUUAUUCUCAAUCUGUUUAAUUUAUUUUAGAUUAAAACCCGUUAAGUGAAAUGUUUCUUAACUGUUUGAAAAAAGCUUCGAGAACAAGAAUCAUUAAUAAAUAAAAUUUACUAAAAUUGAAAAAAAAA
Armigeres subalbatus is the source of this 5440-nucleotide messenger RNA. It is a transcript of the gene fab1, whose product is annotated as putative 1-phosphatidylinositol 3-phosphate 5-kinase. The record is from RefSeq and is a predicted model, not a curated record. The coding region runs from base 1 to 5181 and encodes 1726 amino acids. The transcript is spliced from 12 exons. Gene Ontology annotation, biological process: phosphatidylinositol phosphate biosynthetic process. Gene Ontology annotation, molecular function: 1-phosphatidylinositol-3-phosphate 5-kinase activity; ATP binding; metal ion binding. Gene Ontology annotation, cellular component: endosome membrane. Lineage: Eukaryota; Metazoa; Arthropoda; Insecta; Diptera; Culicidae.